GGCAUUCAAGCUAAGUUCAUAAAAGUAUCAACAAAAGUAGCGGUACCGCAAUCGGUGAUUCAUUGGCGAGAGCACUGGUCGGAUCGCGAGGUUUGUCUCCUACAACGAACUUUUGUGGCAUACCUCUGACAUUUCAGUUGAUCCUUAAUUUCAGUUGUAGACUGAACUGGUUGCUUGUUGCCCAUUUACGUUCUCCUUCCCAUUACCGAAGUAGACUAGCUAGGUAAAUGAGGAGCAGAGUCAUAUGCAUCUGCAUGGUGCAUGGAGUAAUCUACAGUAAUCUACUGGGUGAAGGCUUGUUUGUGGCGUUCUUUUACUUGUACGUUGGACAGGGGGCUCAGGGGAAUCCAGAGCCAGUGCGUAUCCUGCUUAAGCUCUACAAGAUGCUAGCCAGACAGUCCUGAAGCCAAGUUUUAUACAUGAUUGCUGAUAGUUUGAUACACAUUUUUUUUUCACAAAAGUCCUUCUUCCUUAAGCUCGCCAGUAGCUAGAGGAAACUUGUUUGAUAAUCGGAUUUAUUACAGUUCCAAAGGAGGUCAGACAAAAGAGGCUGGAGGAAGGGAUGAUGAUCCUAAUGCGAUGAUUGAGCUGGUUGCUCUUCUCUUUGCUGGCGCGCUUGAGAAUGAAGUAAAUGUGUGAUGUAGCUGAGAAACCGUGCACUGCUAUGUCGUAAAUACGUCAUUUGAGAGAUCAACUUAUCGUCCUCGAUCCAGCUGUUCACACUCGCCCUUCAGCCCAUGUACAAUGACACGACAUUCGAAAGGGGAAUCCUCUUCAUAAACAAUAUAAUGGCGAGUUUGAAAGGUUAACUGUGCUUGUCU
Molecule: messenger RNA, 821 nt
Organism: Marchantia polymorpha subsp. ruderalis
Lineage: Eukaryota; Viridiplantae; Streptophyta; Marchantiopsida; Marchantiales; Marchantiaceae
Source: the annotation of a GenBank genome assembly